AUGAAUCCCGAAUUCCCGACCCCAAAUUCCCCAAAUUCCCAAAGGAAUUCCCUGAUUUUCCCUCCCCGCCGCUCCUCCCGUCCCGGGGCGGGGCCGGGAACAAAAGGGGAAAAGUUCCGCGGGGCCGGGAACAGAAGGAUCGGGAAAACCGGGAAAAUCCGGGAAAAACCGGGAAAAUCCGACAUUCCCGGGAAAAUCGGGGAUUCCCGGGAAGCUUUUGGGGAUUCCCGGGAAGUUUUCUGGGGAUUCGCGGGAAGUUUUGGGGAUCCCGGGAAGUUUUUUUGGGAUCCCGGGAAGUUUUUUGGGAUCGUGCCGGGAUGCGGCGGAGCUGAGCGAGGCCGCGGAAUUUUUCGGGAUCUUUGCCAGGAAUUCCGGGAUCGGAGCGGGAAUUUUGGGAUCCCAUGGGGGCCCCCCCCCCCCGGCUGGCGCCGCCUGGCCCCGCUCGGGGCCGCCCUGGGCGUCUGCGUGGCCGUGGGGUUCACCCUGGGGCUCCUGGGGGGGCCCCCGCGCCGCAGCUCCUCUAUCGCGACGUGCCGGCCGCGCUCUCACGUGGUGUUCCUCAAGACGCACAAGACGGGCGGCAGCAGCGUCCUGAACCUCCUGUCGCGAUUCGCCGACGAGCGGCGCCUGCGCUUCGCGCUCCCGGUGCGCUACCAGUUCGGAUACCCCGGAAUGUUCCGCGCCGAGCUGGUCAGGGGCUUCCGGCCCGGGGAGACCUUCGACAUCCUCGGCCACCACAUGAGGUUCCGCCUCAAGGAGGUGCAGCGGGUGAUGCCCAACGACAGCUUCUUCUUCUCCAUCGUGCGGGACCCCGGCUCCUUGGGCGCCUCGGCCUUCUCCUAUUUCCGCACGGCCUCCCCCGCCUUCCGCCGCUCCCCUUCCCUCGCCGCCUUCCUCGCCUCCCCCUCCCGCUUCUUCCAGCCCGGAGCCCGCGGCAACCACUACGCCCGGGACCUGCAAUGGUUCGACUUCGGCCUCCCUCGUCCCUCGGAGCCCUCACAGAUCCCGGCCAUGCUGGCGGAGCUCGAGCGGAUCUUCCCCCUGGUUCUCCUGGCCGAGCGCUUCGACGAGUCGCUGGUGCUGCUGAGGGAGCGCCUGUGCUGGCCGCCCGAUUCCGUGGAUACUUUCCCUCACAAUUCCCGAGUUUCUUCCCGAGAAAUCCCGGCCUGGCAGGUUCGGCGCUUGCGGGCCUGGAAUUCCCUGGAUUGGGCGCUUUAUUCCCAUUUUAACCGCAGCUUCUGGCGCCACGCCGAGCGCUUCGGGCUGGCGCGGCUGCGGCGGGAGGCGGCGGCGCUGAGGCGGCGGCGGGAGGAGCUGGCCCGGCGCUGCCUGAGGGGAGGCGGCCCCGUUCCCGCCCGCGCCAUUCCCGACGGGAACCUGCGGCCCUUCCAACCGCCGGGAGGCGGCCAAAUCCUGGGCUUCGCCCUCAGGGAAGGGCUGGGGGAAGAGGAGCGGCAGCUCUGCGGCCGAAUGGCGAUGCCGGAGCUGCCUUACAAGGAUCUGCUGGAGCGGCGCCAGUUCGGGAACGGCUCGCAGGUGCUUCUGGCGCUUGACGAGUCCCCGGUGCCGCUGAGGGAGCGCCUGUGCUGGCCGCCCGAUUCCGUGGAUACUUUCCCUCACAAUUCCCGAGUUUCUUCCCGAGAAAUCCCGGCCUGGCAGGUUCGGCGCUUGCGGGCCUGGAAUUCCCUGGAUUGGGCGCUUUAUUCCCAUUUUAACCGCAGCUUCUGGCGCCACGCCGAGCGCUUCGGGCUGGCGCGGCUGCGGCGGGAGGCGGCGGCGCUGAGGCGGCGGCGGGAGGAGCUGGCCCGGCGCUGCCUGAGGGGAGGCGGCCCCGUUCCCGCCCGCGCCAUUCCCGACGGGAACCUGCGGCCCUUCCAACCGCCGGGAGGCGGCCAAAUCCUGGGCUUCGCCCUCAGGGAAGGGCUGGGGGAAGAGGAGCGGCAGCUCUGCGGCCGAAUGGCCAUGCCGGAGCUGCCCUACAAGGAUCUGCUGGAGCGGCGCCAGUUCGGGAACGGCUCGCAGGUGUGAAAUUCCCAAAAUUCCCGAAAUUUCCGCGGUUCCUCCCGGGAGAUCCCGGCCUGGCAGGUUCGGCGCUUGCGGGCCUGGAAUUCCCUGGAUUGGGCGCUUUAUUCCCAUUUUAACCGCAGCUUCUGGCGCCACGCCGAGCGCUUCGGGCUGGCGCGGCUGCGGCGGGAGGCGGCGG
Molecule: messenger RNA, 2203 nt
Organism: Poecile atricapillus (Black-capped chickadee)
Lineage: Eukaryota; Metazoa; Chordata; Aves; Passeriformes; Paridae
Gene: GAL3ST4
Product: galactose-3-O-sulfotransferase 4
Exons: 7
Coding region: 1-2028 (675 amino acids)
Biological process (GO): glycolipid biosynthetic process
Cellular component (GO): membrane
Molecular function (GO): galactosylceramide sulfotransferase activity
Source: RefSeq, a predicted model, not a curated record